Molecule: messenger RNA, 4110 nt
Organism: Ascoidea rubescens DSM 1968
Lineage: Eukaryota; Fungi; Ascomycota; Saccharomycetes; Ascoideales; Ascoideaceae
Gene: CHD1
Product: chromatin-remodeling ATPase CHD1
Exons: 3
Biological process (GO): nucleosome organization; regulation of transcription by RNA polymerase II
Cellular component (GO): nucleus; chromatin
Molecular function (GO): chromatin binding; ATP hydrolysis activity; ATP binding
Source: RefSeq, a predicted model, not a curated record
AUACCUCAGGAAGCAUAUGAUCAUCCUGAUCUAUAUGGAUUGAGAAGAUCAUCCAGAGCCCACGCUCCUCCUCAUCGCUAUGAAGAAAACAACGAGUCCGAUGACGACGACGACGACGACAACAACGGCGACUCAAAUGAUUACUUUGAUGACGACGACGACGAUGAUGAUGAUGACGAUUAUUCUUCUCGGUCCAAAAAACGUAAACUGAAAAAGAAAUCCUCCAAAAUCAAAAAAUCAAAAUCUACAAAGAAAACUCAAGAAGUUUCUGAACUAAGAUUCUCAAGCAGAAACAACAACAAAAUAAUAAAUUACGCUAUAGAAGAUGACGAAAAUGAAUUCCUAGAAUCUGAUGAUGAUCAGCCUCCUCCUCCUCCUCCUCUAAACCCUCAACAAAAUGGCUACUCAGACUACUACUACUACAAUAAUGAUACCACAAAUACCCAAGAUAUAGAUGUUCCCAGUGAUAAAAGAAUUCAAAAAGAAAACGAAAUUGGCAUGGAAUUGGACAAAAUAAGAGACAAUUACAAAUUCCUAGUUAAAUGGACCGGAAAAUCUCAUCUACACAAUACUUGGGAAACUUUUGUUUCUUUGAAGGGUUUAAAAGGUAUCAAAAAACUUGACAACUACAUCAGAUCCUUUAUAAUAGAAGCUUUUGAAAUUAAACAUGAUCCAACCGUAACUAGAGAAACUUUGGAACUAAUAAACCUAGAUAACGAAAGAAAAUUAGGCGAAAUAAAUGAAUAUAAACACAUUGAAAGAAUCGUUGAUUCUCAAAGAAUUUACGUUGACAAUACUGAAACUCAACUACAAUAUCUCGUUAAAUGGAGAAGACUAAAUUAUGAAGACUGUACUUGGGAAAAUGCUGAUGAAAUUGUUAAAAUCUCUCCCGAUAAAGUUAAAAGAUUUCAAGCAAGAGUUAAAUCAAAAAUCUUACCAGCAUAUUCAGCAAAUUACGGCUUGUCAAGACCAAGAUUUGAAAAAUUAGUAGCUCAACCUCUUUUUAUUAAAAAUGGAAUUCUCAGAGAUUUCCAACUUACCGGUUUGAACUGGAUGGCAUUUCUUUGGUCAAGAAAUGAAAAUGGUAUUUUGGCAGAUGAAAUGGGUCUUGGAAAAACUGUUCAAACCGUUGGCUUUAUAAGUUGGCUUGUUUUUAGUAGAAGACAAUAUGGUCCUCAUUUAGUCGUUGUUCCUCUAUCAACAAUGCCAUCAUGGCAAGAAACUUUUGAUAAGUGGGCUCCUGAUUUGAACUGUAUUUGUUAUAUUGGAAAUGCAAAUUCAAGAAAAACAAUAAGAGAAAACGAAUGGUACUCCAGUAAAAAAAAGGCAAAGUUUAAUGUUUUGUUAACAACUUAUGAAUUUAUCUUAAAAGAUAGACCUCAGCUUGGAGCACUAAAAUGGCAAUUUCUAGCUGUUGACGAAGCUCAUCGAUUAAAAAACGCUGAGAGUUCUUUGUAUGAGGCCUUGCGCUCUUUCAAAGUUUCCAACAGAUUGCUUAUUACUGGUACUCCUCUUCAAAAUAAUAUUAAGGAGUUGGCCGCUUUAGUAAACUUUUUGAUGCCUGGAGAGUUUUCAAUUGACCAAGAGAUAGAUUUUGACACACCAAAUGCAGAACAAGAAACUUUUAUUAGGGACUUGCAUAAAAGAUUACAACCAUACAUUUUAAGAAGAUUAAAAAAGGAUGUCGAGAAAUCCUUACCAUCUAAAACAGAAAGAAUUCUUAGAGUUGAAUUGUCGGAUUUGCAAGCUCAUUAUUAUAAAAACAUAUUAACAAAAAAUUAUACUGCUUUAAACGCAGGCUCUAAAGGUUCUCAGAUAUCUUUGUUAAAUAUUAUGGCAGAAUUGAAAAAGGCUUCUAAUCAUCCUUAUUUAUUUGACAAUGCUGAGCAACAAGUUUUAGAAAAAGUAGGCAUGCCUUCUCGAGAAAAUAUUUUUAGAGGAUUAAUUAUGUCUAGUGGAAAAAUGGUUUUGUUAGACAAGUUGUUAACUAGACUUAAAAAAGAUGGCCAUAGAGUUUUAGUUUUUAGUCAGAUGGUUAGAAUGUUGGACAUUCUAGGAGACUAUUUAGUGAUAAAAGGCUAUCAAUUUCAAAGAUUAGAUGGUACUGUUCCGGCUUUUCAACGUCGUAUUGCAAUUGAUCAUUUUAAUGCACCUGGAUCUAAGGAUUUUUUAUUUUUGUUAUCUACAAGAGCUGGUGGUUUAGGUAUUAAUUUGAUGACUGCAGAUACUGUUAUUAUAUUUGAUUCUGAUUGGAAUCCUCAAGCUGAUUUACAAGCUAUGGCAAGAGCUCAUAGAAUUGGUCAAAAAAAUCAUGUUAUGGUUUAUAGAUUUGUUAGUAAAGAUACAGUUGAAGAACAAGUUCUUGAAAAAGCGAGAAAAAAAAUGAUAUUAGAAUAUGCAAUUAUAUCUUUAGGUGUAACCGAUAAUGGUACUAACAAAAAAAAUAAAACCGAACCUUCGGCUGGAGAAUUGAGUGAAAUUUUGAAAUUCGGUGCUGGUAAUAUGUUUAAGUCUGAAGGAAAUCAAAAGAAAUUGGAAGACUUGAAUUUAGAUGAUGUUUUAAAUCAUGCUGAAGACCAUAUUACGACUCCAGAUUUAGGAGAAUCUAAUUUAGGUGGUGAAGAAUUCUUAAGGCAAUUUGAAGUCACAGAUUAUAAAGCAAACGUUGAAUGGGAUGAUAUCAUCCCUGAAGAAGAAUUGCAAAAAAUUAAAGAAGAAGAAAAGAAAAGAAAAGAUGAAAUCUUUUUACAAGAACAAAUAGAAAUGUCUUCCAGAAGAACUGCAGCUCUUACUAAAAUUCAAAACAUUUAUAAUGAAGAUGAAGAUUCUGGCGAUGAAAGAAAAGCUAGAUUAAAAAAAAGAAAAGCUGAAAAUAAUAAUUUCCUUGCAGAAAAAGAAGUAAGAACAUUAUACAAGUCUAUACUUAAACUUGGGGACUUAUCAGAUUCCUGGGAUCAACUUAUUGACGAUGGAAUAUUAGUUGGAAAAACUAAAGAAAUAUGGAUUAAUACUUAUAAUGAUUUAAUGGCGAGAUCUAAAGCCUUAGUAGAUGAAGAAGAAGAACGCCGUGAAAAGGCCUUGCAAGAAUUAAAAAGACAAGCACUUGAACAAAAAGAAAGAGAAGCUAAAGGCGGUCCUCAAAGUGAACAAAGUCCUGCUUUAUGGGCACUAAAAAGAAAAGAAAGAAAGGCAAUUUUGUUUGAUUUUAGAGGUGUUAAAAAUUUAAAUGCCGAAUUGAUUUUAUCACGACCAGAAGAUAUGGCGGUAAUUAAAAGUGCAGUUCCAAAAGCAGAUCCAUUAAAAUAUAAAAUGGUCAGAAAUCCUAAACCUGUUCAUGGAUGGACUUGUGAAUGGCUGAAAAAAGACGAUGAACAUUUAUUGGUUGGGAUUUAUCAAUUUGGAUUUGGAUCUUGGCCUCAAAUUCGAGAUGAUCCAUUUUUAGAAUUAGGAAACAAAAUAUAUUUAAACAAUGAAACUUUGACAAAAGAAUUAAAAAAACCCAAUGGAGAAAUAAUAUCAAAGACAAUUAAGAAAGUUCCUGGAUCUGUGCAUUUAGUACGUAGAGUUGAUUAUUUAUUAAGUUUGUUGAAAGGUAAAGAAGAUGAGUCAGUAUCUUUACCUGCCUCAGUGAUGGAUAAGAAAAGAAUGAGAAAACCAAGAAAUGAUUUUGAACUCAAUGGUAAACCACCAUAUAAGAAAAAGAAGGCUGAUGGAGUUAUGGGAAUAAGAUCACCAGGAAUGCCUAAUAAGAAUGGCAAUGGAAAUAAGAUGCAUCCUGAAUAUAGGAGACGCUCUAUUUCCAAACCAGGACAUGAUGAUAUGGAUGAAAAUCAUUGUAAGGUUGUUAUGUUCCCAGUUCGUAAGUCUUUAAAGAAAUUGAAAAAAGGUGGUGAAGGACUUGAUCGUAAAGAAUGGGCCAAAGUAUUAAAACGAGAGUUGAUUAAAGUUGGAGAUCAUAUUGAAAAACAAAUUCUUGAUGAACAUAUAAGAAAAGGCGUUGAGAAGGCCAGGUUUAGAAAACAUUUAUGGUUAUUUUCAGCUUAUUUCUGGCCCAUUAAAGUCGACAGUACAAAGAUAAUGAAGAUGUAUUCGAAAUUAAAAUCAGCCAGU